Messenger RNA from Lachancea meyersii CBS 8951, 654 nucleotides. The record is from the annotation of a GenBank genome assembly. NCBI's taxonomy places the organism in Eukaryota, Fungi, Ascomycota, Saccharomycetes, Saccharomycetales, Saccharomycetaceae.
AUGUUUAAUAGCCCUUUAAAACCUCAGAGGCUUGUUUCUGGUCCUAGUCAGGUUCUGAAGCGUUUCACCCACGAAUAUGCUCCCAGAUUUAAAGAUGUUAGCAAGAAACAAAAAGGUCGGGUUCCAGUACGUGUGGGGGGCUCCACGAAAGGGUCAACUCUACAGUUCGGUAGAUUUGGACUUCGAUUGAAGUCAGAAGGUGUCAGACUCUCAGCGCAACAGCUGAAAGAAGCUGACAACGCGAUAAUGAGAUAUGUCAGACCAUUGAGCAACGGACAGCUGUGGAAAAGAUUGUGCACAAACAUUGCAGUGUGUAUCAAAGGUAACGAGACUCGUAUGGGUAAAGGUAAAGGUGGGUUUGAUCACUGGAUGGUCCGUGUGCCCACGGGCAAAAUCAUUUUCGAAAUGGACGGUAAUGACUUGCACGAAAAGGUAGCGCGUGAGGCCUUUAGAAAAGCUGGGUCAAAGCUUCCAGGUGUUUUCGAGUUUGUUUCCAAAGACUCGCUGGUGAGAGUGGGGCUCAAAAGCUUCAAAGAUGUCAAACAUGACCCGGUUGUCAACUAUAUGGAGGUUUUGCGUAAAAACCCUACCAAGGCAUUCCUCAACGAGCAGAGGGCCAAGUUGCCUCAAUACCGCUUGUUUAGAGGACGCUGA